Molecule: messenger RNA, 980 nt
Organism: Megalops cyprinoides (Indo-Pacific tarpon)
Lineage: Eukaryota; Metazoa; Chordata; Actinopteri; Elopiformes; Megalopidae
Product: glucagon family neuropeptides-like
Exons: 7
Coding region: 299-907 (202 amino acids)
Biological process (GO): neuropeptide signaling pathway; neuron projection development; positive regulation of transcription by RNA polymerase II
Cellular component (GO): extracellular region; perikaryon; neuron projection
Molecular function (GO): pituitary adenylate cyclase activating polypeptide activity; peptide hormone receptor binding; neuropeptide hormone activity
Source: RefSeq, a predicted model, not a curated record
CAAGCCACAGGAUUCAUGAAUAAAAAUCCGAGGGAAUCGGAGGGCAGAACAAAAACUUUGGGCUAAAGAUAAUAUGUAGACAAAUGUUUACACUCCUUUUCACGGAGCUGUGUUUGUACAGAAACCUAAUAAUUGCAUAUUGUAUAUAAAAGUGUAGAGGGUUGGACACAUUGACGGCACAUAAGGGAACGGCGGAGGCGCUUCAGAGAAGUAGUGCCGUGAGAAAGAUUUUAUCUCAUUCUCACAGUCGCAGCCUCACCCGGAUCGCAUCCAGCUCUACUCUCUACUCCGCAAUAGAAUGGCAAUGUCUAGAAAAGCGACUUUAGCAUUACUCAUCUACGGAAUCAUAAUGCACUACAGCGUCUGCUGUUCACCUAUUGGGCUUAGCUACCCUAAUGUUAGACUUGAAAAUGAGGUAUACGACGAGGACGGAAACUCGUUACCCGACUUGGCUUUUGACAGUGAUCAAAUUGCUAUAAGGAGCCCCCCAUCUGUCAUUGACGACGUGUACACGUUAUACUACCCACCGGAGAAGAGAACGGAAAGGCACGCAGACGGAAUAUUUAAUAAGGCCUACAGGAAGGUGCUGGGUCAGUUGUCAGCAAGGAAAUAUCUGCAUUCUCUGAUGGCAAAGCGUGUAGGUGGGGGCAGCAAUAUGGAGGACGAUACAGAGCCUUUGUCCAAAAGGCAUUCGGAUGGGAUCUUCACAGACAGCUACAGCCGCUACCGAAAACAAAUGGCUGUCAAGAAAUAUCUGGCAGCGGUCCUGGGGAAAAGCCCUGAAGACUUAAAUUUUCACCAUAUUCUACAAGACAUAAACUUUGAUGCCCUCCCGGAUGGGGAUGAGUUUGAGGCUAUUUUGGGAGACUGGCUGAAACAGUUUUCUCCCGAAUUUCCGGCUUUGUGACGCAGGACGCAGCUUGCGGCUUUGGUGCCUUGCUUCGACUUUAAAAUCGCCACGAAUCACAGAUGGCUAUUUA